GCCAAGUUUCAAGAACUUCACUCAGAAAUCAAUCACCUGUUGCAUACCUUCCUACAAACUCUAAGCAAUCAACAGAUCGAGAUGGCAUUCUCAAAGACUUUUCUUCUUGUCGCCCUUGCCUUUGCUGUUCUCCUCAUCUCUGCUGAGGUCUCGGCUCAUCGUGACCUAGCUGAGGCUGCAGCCACUACUACUCAAAAAGCCAACACUGACGGUUACCAUGGACACGAUCAUGGACAUGGCGGCCAUGGAGGACAUGGAGGACAUGGUGGACACGGAGGACAUGGAGGACAUGGACCUCAUGCUGUUGAGACUGAAACUGAGAACUAGAUGAUGAUGACCCUUUGUAUGCAUGCAGUUGUGUGUAUAUUGCACUAUUGCAGGCAUACGUACCUGAUGCAAGUCUAUUAAUAUGGAAGCAGUAGUAGCUUGUUUCGAAUAAUAAUAUGUAUUGGUUGAGCAGUCCAUCAAACUCUCAAUCGAUCAUAUCUUUGUAAUUCGAUCCUCGGAUCUUCAUGUUAUGAGCUAUCUAUGAUCCACUUAAAUUAGCUGAA
Molecule: messenger RNA, 551 nt
Organism: Rosa chinensis
Lineage: Eukaryota; Viridiplantae; Streptophyta; Magnoliopsida; Rosales; Rosaceae
Product: glycine-rich protein DC7.1
Exons: 2
Coding region: 82-327 (81 amino acids)
Source: RefSeq, a predicted model, not a curated record